This is a messenger RNA of Sphaerodactylus townsendi, 2781 nucleotides long. RefSeq names its product arylamine N-acetyltransferase, pineal gland isozyme NAT-3-like. Bases 300 to 1214 code for a protein of 304 amino acids. The record is from RefSeq and is a predicted model, not a curated record. Gene Ontology annotation, molecular function: acetyltransferase activity. The transcript has 2 exons. Lineage: Eukaryota; Metazoa; Chordata; Lepidosauria; Squamata; Sphaerodactylidae.
AAAUGGCCUAGGAUAAAAGGAUUAAAAUAAUGAAACCAAGUUAAUCCAUUGAACCAACCAGUUUAUCGGCAUUUUCUGAUCGGGGGUGGAGAGGACAGGCUUAGCCGCUUUAAAAAAAAGUGUACUUUAGAACUAAAGAACUUUUACCUCACUACUGUUGCUCUGUUUACAGAAUAGCAGAUGAACUCCCAGAAGAGGGACAAGAUUAAAAAAACCGUUCCGUUUCUGUGAAACAAUAGUCCCAGCAAAAUAAAAAAAGAGAAACGAGGAAAGGACUCUAGGAUCCUUCACCUGAUAGGAUGAAUUCAGCAGCAGGAGGGGCGCAACCCACUACCAUGAAGCUUAAAGAAUAUUUUGCAAGAAUUUCUUACAAGGGUCCUCUACGGCCCCUGGAUUUGAAAACGUUGACGGCGGUUUUGCAGCACCACAUCCGAGCAGUGCCGUUCGAAAACCUCAACAUCCACUGCGGGGAAACCAUUGAGUUAGGCUUGGAAGCCGUCUACAAGAAGAUUGUGAAGAACCACCGGGGGGGUUGGUGUCUGGAAAACAACCUUCUUUUAUCGUGGGUUCUUCAGACCAUGGGCUAUGAUGUCACUCUUUUGGGGUCUUACGUUUAUGUCCCUCAGGAAAACAAAUAUGACGACGGCAUGAAUCACCUCCUACUCAAAGUUGUCAUUGAUGGCAAAGCUUACGCUGUUGACGGAGGCUUCGGGAUAGCUUUCCAGAUGUGGCAACCAGUGGAACUGAUUUCUGGGAAGGAGCAGCCUCAGAAACCCGGCAUCUUCCGCGUCACUGAAGACAACGGAACGUGGUAUUUUGACAAAUUAAAGCGCAAAGUGUACAGUUCCGAUCCCGAAAACAAAUCCCUCUACUUUGAUGGGCCGGAAGACUUGACCUGCAAGAAAAUUUUUGCGUUUACUUUGAAGCCCCGGAGUAUAGAGGAGUUCCGGGAGCAGAAUACAGCUCUCCAAACCGCCCCCGACUCUUUGUUUGUUAAGAAGUCCAUCUGCAGCCUCCAGACCGCCAAUGGUUUUCAGGUUUUGAUCGGCUGGACCCUCACAGAAGCCAAAUAUGAUUACAAGGACAACAUGGAUCUGAUAGAGAAGACCACACUUACUGAUGAAGAAGUGGAGAAAACACUGAAGGAGCGGUUCAACAUAAGGUUAAAGAAGAAACUUGUCCCCUGUAAUGAAAGUUUAGUACCCACUUCGUAGCUACAUUUUCUACCCUAGGAAAUAUGAAAAACCCUACUUGGGCCAAGCGUCCCGAAAAUUGUGGGAGAAGCAAGGAACAUCUGAUUUCCCCCCCCCCCACACGUUUCUAGAAUUCUCUUAAUUGUGAAAGCAAACUUUUAAAGCAAAUGUAGGGGUUCUAGCGUUAGCAUUUUUCUCAGCAGUUUCAAGGGAAACAAAAUGAGUUUUGAUAAGAUGAGCAAAAUCCCUUGAUUCUGUGCAAUCCCCCUUUUAGCAUGCGGGGCUAUUACUUGUUCAUUUGCGAGUGUGGCAGAGACCACACAGCAAACAGCGACUUAGGAAAAGCUCUCCGUUUGAGGAUAGCCGCUGUGUAGAGGUGGUCUAGUAUAUGUCUCAGUUAUCAUUUAGAGGGGGAAAUUGACAAUGUGUGUGUGUUUAAGUUUAUAAAAUUGUGCAUGGGGUGUCAAGCACCCCUCCUUGGGGUCCGAAGAGUUCUUCCUUUACUCUCAGACAGGGUUUUUUUGGGGGGACCUCUCAAUCUCCUUGUAACCCUCUCCCCAUGUCUGAUAGGUCCUAUGUCAGAUCUCAGCUAUGGGGGUGCAUCUGCCCGGGCCAUCCAGUGGAAUAUGAAUUUUAAGCCCCACAUAUUUUUUAUUUAUUUAUCUUUGCACUUAUAUCCCGCCAAUCUCCGGGAGGGCUUGAGGCGGCUGACAAUCAAUAUAUUCAGGGAAUGGUCCCUGGAUUUAUUUGUAAACUGAAUGUGCUUGACUCUUACCAUGAAAUGCAUGGAUGGAUGCACAAGGUCUGUGCACCAUCAUUCAGUUAUGGAGUUGGAAAAAUGGGUUUUAGAAGGGAUCUGGUUCACGGAGGAGAGGCCCAUCACUGUCUGUGAAUAAGUGGAACCUCCAUAGUCAGAUGCAGUAAACUACAGUUUCCAGCUUCAGGUUGGGAAAUCCUUGGAGAUUUGGGGGUUAGAUAGAGGACAGAAUAUGAGGAGGAGAGAAACUGACCAGACAUGUCAACUUUUUAAUCAGAUACUGGUUCCAUGAGGUCAUAGAGAAACAGCAGGAGUCUGCAUGGCCAGUAAUCUGAGAAAUGGGCAUUGGUCAGCAUUAGGGUUGCCAGCCUCCAGGUGGGACCUGGAAAUCACCUGGAUUGACAACUGAUCUUUGGACUACAGAGAUGAGCUCCAUUGGAGAAAAUGGCAUCUUUGGUGGAUAGACUUUAUGGCGUGGUGCCAGCAUGGUUAUAGUGAUCAAGAGCAGUGCAUUCUAAUCUGGUGAACCGGCUUUGUUUCCCCACUCUUUCACAUGAAGCCUGCUGGGUAACCUUGGCCCAGUCACAGUUCUCUCAGAACUCGCUCAGCCCCACCUGCCUCACAAAUGGUCUGUUCUGGGACGAAGAAGGGAAGGAGUUUCUAAACUACUUAGAGGCUGCUUACAGUUGAGAAAAAUUGGGUAUAAAUCCAAACUUCUUCUGUUCCCUAAACUCUACUUUCGCCAGGCUCCACCCAUAAACAAUCCAGGAAUUUUCCAAUCUGGAGUUGGCAACAUACCACUUAGAGGAAGAGGAAGAAGAGGAAGAAGAG